Molecule: messenger RNA, 756 nt
Organism: Rhizophagus irregularis DAOM 181602=DAOM 197198
Lineage: Eukaryota; Fungi; Glomeromycota; Glomeromycetes; Glomerales; Glomeraceae
Molecular function (GO): protein binding
Source: RefSeq, a predicted model, not a curated record
AUGGAUAAAUCUUCUUCUUCUUCUUCUUCUUUAUCUUCACAAAUUUCUUCACCACAAAUUAUAUCCUUACAAAAUUCUUUUAAUAAACCAAUUCCAUACCUUCCACCCGAAAUAGUAACAGAAAUAGUUUCGUAUAUUAGCGAAGACGAUAUAAAAUCAUUAUAUUCAAUAAUUCAAAUAAAUAAAACAUGGUUUAAUUGUUCAAUUCAUGUAUUAUGGAAACAACCAUUUAAAUAUACUUCAUUAACAGGUUAUUCUAAAUUACUUAAAAUUUAUAUUUGGUUCUUACCUGAAAAAACUAAAAUGGAAUUACGAAAGAAUGUUUUUAAAUUCGAUGUUAAAGAAUUUAAUAAAAUUCCUACAGUAAAUUAUUUAAAUUAUUUAGAGAAUUUAGAAUUAGAAUAUCGUAGUUUAUAUUGGGCAAUUAAACUUUUAUUACCUACUUUAAAAAGUGAAGAAAAAGAAGAAAUUGAAGAAGAAGAAAAUCAUGUUGAAAUUAAAGAAAGAAAGGAAAAAGAAGAACAAGAAGCAAAAAAUUUAAGAAAAGUUCAAGCUAACGCUUUAUUAAAGGAAUUAAUUAAAUUGUACAAAGAAAAUUGUCCCAAAUUGAAAAAAUUUAAAAUGAAUGAUCCAACUGAACAUUUGAAAUUGACUGUAGACGAAUUGGAUCAUAUCUGUACAAAUCCAACAGAUCAAAAAACAAGAAUUUAUCGUUCCCGUCGUAAACUUAUAAUCCUGUCUCUUAUACACAUCUAG